AUGUCUGCCCCCCCUGCUGGUGUUUCCUUCACCCCUGCAGUCCCAGUCAGUCUUGGCAUACAGUCUGCCCCUGCUGCUCCCACAACUGCUCCAGCAGCUGCAACUAUACCAAUUCCUCCUACCCCUGCCAACCCUACCAUUUCAGUCUCCUCUUCUACUGCUGUGACUGCUAAUACCACUCAGCCCCCACCUUCCUCAGUGGUUAUGCCUGCUGGCAACCCCAGUAACCCCUCCCAGCAGAUUUUGGCUGCAUAUAUGCUGCUACCCCCCUCAGACCAGCUUGUGCUGGACUCCUUGCUCAAGAACCAUCACAACUCCCCAACCUCAACCCACUGGUCCAAGGUUCAACAUGCUCUUCCUUUUGACCUUUCAGACAAUGCUCCCAUCUUUUCUCUGGAUGGCAUGUAUCGUCCUAUCUCCAAGCUCAUCAACAAUCUUGCUGAUGCUGGCUUCUAA
Pisolithus orientalis is the source of this 456-nucleotide messenger RNA. RefSeq lists its product as uncharacterized. Lineage: Eukaryota; Fungi; Basidiomycota; Agaricomycetes; Boletales; Pisolithaceae. Bases 1 to 456 code for a protein of 151 amino acids. The transcript has a single exon. The record is from RefSeq and is a predicted model, not a curated record.